This is a messenger RNA of Hansenula ciferrii, 1248 nucleotides long. Its product is annotated as Histone deacetylase 1. The transcript has a single exon. The coding region runs from base 1 to 1248 and encodes 415 amino acids. Lineage: Eukaryota; Fungi; Ascomycota; Saccharomycetes; Phaffomycetales; Wickerhamomycetaceae. The record is from RefSeq and is a predicted model, not a curated record. Gene Ontology annotation, molecular function: histone deacetylase activity.
AUGACAAAAGUAAGAAAAAGGAAAGUUGGAAUAGCAGGAGGUGAAUAUGAAGCUACAAUUUGUGAUUUACUCCCAGCUAAUAAAGGUAGAUCAAGUCUUGUUAAUGCCAUGAUUAACGCGUAUGAUUUCAAUAAAUUAUGUGAUUCAAUAACUGUUAAACCUGCUAAAAGAGAUGAAUUAUUAAAAUUUCAUGAUUCUAGAUAUGUUGAUUAUGUCUUAAGGAAGAGAAAAAUAAUUGAUGAAGAAAUCACAACCAAACAAAGAGAAGCAUUAAAGAAAUUCAAUCUCAAAGAUGAUCAAGGUGAUGAGGAUGAGGAUAAGGAUGAUGACGACUCAGAACAAGAAUCAGAUUCAAAUGAUACAUUGUUCAACUAUGGACUUCUAUACGACUGUCCUAUAUUUCGAUUGAUGUCCAAAUACAUAACCACAACAGCCGGAUCAAGUAUAUCAGCCGCAAGGUAUCUAAUAACUGAAUCUUCAACAAUAGACCCAGAAACUCAAUUAAUAGCUAUAAAUUGGAAUGGAGGUCGUCAUCAUGCUAAAAAGGCAAAAGCUUCAGGAUUUUGUUAUAUAAAUGAUAUAGUAUUAGCUAUCAUAGAAUUGAGGAAAACAUAUGAAAAAAUUAUGUAUAUUGACUUGGAUUUACAUCAUGGUGAUGGAGUUGAAAGUGCUUUUAAAUUUUCUGAUAAAGUUUUAACUUUUUCGAUUCAUAGGAAAGAUAUUGGAUUUUACCCUGGAACUGGCUCAUUAGAAGAUCUAGGAAAGGGGAAAGGUUAUGGUUAUACUGUUAAUGUUCCAAUAAGGCAUGGUUUAAAUGAUGAAUCUAUGGAUGAAAUUAUCGAUCGAAUUCUAAAACCGACAUUGGAUAAAUUUAAUCCUGAUUGUAUUGUGGUACAAUGUGGUGUUGAUGGUCUUAGUUCUGAUGAACAUCAAGAAUGGAAUUUAUCAAUAAAGGGGUUUGGCGAACAAGUUUCCAAGAUUUUAAAAUUUAAUAAACCAACAUUAUUAUUAGGAGGUGGUGGAUAUGAACAUUUACAAGUUGCAAGAUGUUGGACAUAUUUAACAAAUAUUGCAUUGGAUUUAAAUCAUAAUUUUGAUUUAAUACCUGAACAUGAAUUAUCUGAUGCUUAUGAAGAUGAGAAUUUUGAAUUUUGGAAUAUUUUACAUAAAAAUAUGAUUGAUGAUAAUUCAAAAGAUUAUAUUAAUGAAUUGGCUAAUAUUAUAAACAAGAGAAUUGAAUCAUGGUAA